AUGGCUGAAGCAAUCGUGCAGACAAUUCUUUCAUAUUUAACUAAACAAGCUCCAACACUUCUUAUCACCUUCAUUUCCUCCUCCAUCGCAUCUGGGAUUCCAUGCCCUCUCCUACGUCACUGGAGCAUCUCACUAGGUUGCAUUCUAUCACUCAUUGUCGGCGCCGCCAAAGGGGUCGCUAACGUGCUCGGUUUCUUCAAAUUAGACGACGCCUCCGCCAAAGACGCCGUCUCUAAAAUUAUUGGCGUCAUCGUUACAGCUCUCGUUCUUUGUCUUUAUUCACCAGGCAAUGUUAGCUUGGAUAUCUUGGAAGAAAAUAGUUGGAGUUGUGCUUUAAUAAUUUCAAAGGUGCUACUUGCUUUGAGAUCAAUCUUCACCAACCCUAACCCUUAUAAACCUCAAGUUCUAGGAAUUGCUCAUUUGUACUUGGUAGACCGAAGUAAAUAUGAUGCAUUAGCUGCAUAA
This is a messenger RNA of Lactuca sativa (garden lettuce), 465 nucleotides long. The record is from RefSeq and is a predicted model, not a curated record. NCBI's taxonomy places the organism in Eukaryota, Viridiplantae, Streptophyta, Magnoliopsida, Asterales, Asteraceae.